Molecule: messenger RNA, 2824 nt
Organism: Gigantopelta aegis
Lineage: Eukaryota; Metazoa; Mollusca; Gastropoda; Neomphalida; Peltospiridae
Product: pregnancy-specific beta-1-glycoprotein 8-like
Exons: 7
Coding region: 138-1679 (513 amino acids)
Source: RefSeq, a predicted model, not a curated record
CAACAGAACACAAGUUGUGACCCAUUCUGAAUUGUUUUCUUCAUUUUAAAAGAAGAAGAAGAAGAAAAAAUGUCGCAUUCCAUGUUAAUCAAGCAAAAUGGUGUGUUUACAUCGCCAAGCCUCGUUUUGAUAUUGAUAUGCAGGUGGCGCCACGGACUCUGCGAAGAGGUCUAUUGACUUGGUGCAGUUUGGUUCAAACCGUUACCAUGCCGAGAGUCUGGAGUUUGUGUUAUAUACGCACGCAUUAUCUGAUUGUAUCCGUGGCAUAUAUUUUAACUUGGAACCAUUUCGUCAGUGUAUCAGGCUAUGCAGAAACAACUGUUGAUUGUAUGAAUGGUGGAUAUCCUGGAAACAGCACCAUGAUAAAUUGUACAGUAACUGGAGACAUCGAGGUGGGAAUUAUAUGGUUUCGACCAAAUGGUGGAUCACCACAAAAGGUGAUAAUAUGCGAUCAAUUGAACACUAAAUGUGAACAAACUGAUUUAGUAACUGGCGACAAGUACAAGGCUGAUAUUUACUCAACACAUAAUGUUUUAACCAUAAACUCAUUCAACACCAACACAGAUGCUGGAGAAUGGACCUGUGGUGACGGUAUAAACGGAGAUUCGUGUAUGAUGUCCGUGUUACAUGGCCCAGAUCCAAGUAGUAUUACCUUCAGUUCUACUAUAAGUGUUGAUGGAGGAAACUCUCUAGAUGUGGACUGCGCUGUUGACUGUAAGCCGCCAUGUGAUUAUGUCUGGACAUUGGGUGAUAAUCAAAUCACAACCAGACCUCUGUUAACACUGAGAGACAUGGCCAGAAAUAUGGACGGGAAUGUGUACACGUGUACAGUGACCAACUCAGCUAUACCUAAAUCUAUAAGUAAAGACUUUACACUGAGCCUCUAUAGUACUAGUCACGCAAACACAACUGUUGAUUGUAUGAAUGGUGGAUAUCCUGGAAAAACUACCAAGAUAAAUUGCACACUAAAUGGAAACGUCAAGGUGGGAAUUAUAUGGUUUCGACCAAAUGGUGGAUCACCACAAAAGGUGAUAACAUGCGAUCAAUUGAACACUAAAUGUGAACAAACUGAUUUAGUAACUGGCGACAAGUACAAGGCUGAUAUUUACUCAACACAUAAUGUUUUAACCAUAAACUCAUUCAACGUCACAACAGAUGCUGGAGAAUGGACCUGUGGUGAUGGUAUAAAGGGAGUUUCGUGUAUGAUGUCUGUGUUAUAUGGCCCAGAUCCAAGUAGUAUUACCUUCAGUUCUACUAUAAAUGCCAAUGGAGGAAGAUAUCUAGCGGUGGACUGCGCUGUUGACUGUAACCCGCCAUGUGAUUACGCCUGGACGCUGGGUGAUAAUAAAAUCACAACCAGUCCUCUGUUAACACUGAGAGCCAUCAACUGGGAUCUGGACGGGAAUGUCUACACUUGUACAGUGACCAACUCAGCUAUACCUGAAUCUAUAAGUAAAGACUUUACACUGAGGCUGUAUAGUCGUCCAGAGCUCAUGCAUUCCUUAAGUACAAGUGCUAUAUUGGGAAUUGUUAUAUGUGUUACACUGGCUCUUGCUAUUCCUUCUGUGUGGAUAACUUACAAGAGGAAAAUACAAAAGAAAGAAAACGAAGAUAGACAGAAGAUAUUCACCGCUCAAGAAACCCAGACUGAAACUACCUUCGACUUCGACAACUACUGACCGAUUAUGACAGACAAAAUGGCGCUAACACUACAACUCCACAGUGUUUAUUGUUUCGUUUAAAAGUAUAUCACAAAACAAGCUUAAGAUAGGGGUUAAACAAAAAUUAAUAAUAACAUAAUAAUAAUAAUAAUAAUAAUAAUAAAAACAAAACAAAACAAAACAAAACAAAACAAAACAAAACAAAACAAAACAAAACAAAACAAAGCAAAACAAAAUAAAAUAAAAACUUGUCUAAGUUAUAUUUUAAAAGUUGCUUAUAGAUUACCAACUAUAUUGAUUAAAUCUCAUGUCUAAUAUUGGGAGAAGGCAGGAUGGCUGCGAACUCUAUUAAGAAAUGAGUUAUGAAAUCUCAUGUCUAAUAUGGGGAGAAGGCAGGAUGGCUGCGAACUCUAUUAAGAAAUGAGUUAUGAAAUUUUACAUAAUUAUAUUUAGUUGGCAAUAAUAAUAUAAAAAAUUAUAAUAAUAUAAAAUAACAUUUACCAAUUAAUAAUUAGUAAUUAGUAAUAACAAAAAUUGCUUAAAUCCUGGAGGAAAGGUAUUCAAAGGAGUGAGCCUUGCGCCCAAUCUGGUGUACGUUCAAACACACAGGUGAGCGCUGCGGGGGGUGGGGGUGGGGUGGGGGUCUCCUACCAAGCACCCUAUCGGCCGAGACUGCCUACGCCCUAACACUCCCUAUCUCCCCAUAAUACGGCGUCCCACCCUGCCCCGCCCGUCCCCAGGUUAUCCAUAGAGCAUUUGUGGGUUCUACAGUUAAUUAUAAUCUUGAAUGUUAAUGAAUGAAGGAAGGUGAUAGGGUAGGGAUGAUGGGAUGGGGGAAAUGGUUAUGAUGAUGUUGGUGAAAAGUCGGCCAUCAGUCGUCCGUAGCUGGAGAGAGAAACGUAUAUUGAAGAUGCUGGUCUAUUUGUUGUAGAAGUUGUUGCAGUCCUUUUUUCUUUUUUUCCCUCAAGCAUUCGUGAGCAUUACAUCUGUACAAUGCGUCACACAUACGGAUAACCACUUAAGGUCAUUGCUAUAUAAAAGCCCUCUCCUUUUUUAAUGUUGGUUUGGCUGGUUUAAUUAUUGGCUGAUUCGAUACAAAUUGGUACUAUUAAAACAUGACACACACACACACACACACAUAUAUAUAUAUAUAUAUAUAUAUA